UCAGAAAGCAAAAACGUAUUCGCUUCCGUCGGCGGGAUUGAUAGGUUUCGGUUUUGUGCAUUAUCUAUUUAGUCCUGUUUAUUAUGGUUACAAGAUGAUAUUGGUCAUUUAAACGUCAGUUUUGGACGUUAAGAAACAAGUCUUAGGAAUAUGGCUGGCCUGGAAGAUCUCGGAAUUCCUGGAGGUGACUAUUUACAAGAGUCGCUGACAAAUUGUUCAGAUCCUCUUCAAGCAAUAGAAGAGUUCCAAACAGAAAAUGGUAUCUUGCUGCCUUCGCUUCGACCAGCUCUCCCGUUUCUGGAUUUGCACGAAUUUAAAAGACUUGAUUUCCAUAACUCUGUGUUGGAGGAACUUAGGGAUAAACUCGUCCAUCGGAUAUCAGAAUUGGCCAAUAGUGAUGACGAAAAACGAUUUGAAAAAUUAGAAUCGCUCCUGACUAAAAGUUUUCCUGUUGUGAAAGUAAAAACAUUACGGCCAGUUGUUAUGGCACUGUUGAAACAUUUGCCAAAGAUAGAGGAAGAUUAUCUGAGAAAAAUUCUUGAUGAUAAAGAAUUGUAUGCAGAGGCAGCAACUGAAGUAAAGAGACAAAUAUGGCAAGACAACCAAGCAUUGUUUGGAGAUGAAGUGUCACCACUGCUAUCACAAUAUAUUAAAGAGAAAGAAAAUGCACUGUUUGGUCAUGAACAUGCAACACUGACAUUCUUUCUACCAUCACCUAGAGCAAGACGCCAGAGUGAAGUAGUGCAAAAAUUGUCGCAUAUGGUCGGAAAAAAUGUCAAGCUUUAUGACAUGGUUCUACAAUUUCUCAGAACUUUGUUUUUGAGGACUAGAAAUACUCAUUAUUGUACAUUAAGAGCUGAACUUUUGAUGGCUCUUCAUGACCAUGAAGUAAAUGAAAUCUGUGCCUUAGAUCCAUGUCACAAGUUUACAUGGUGUGUCGAUGCAUGUAUCAGAGAUCGUUUCAUUGAUUCUAAGAGGUCCAGGGAGUUACAAGGCUUCUUAGAUGGCAUACGUAAAGAUCAUGAAUUUGUGCUUGGAGACCUUUCUAUGAUCCUGUGUGACCCUUUUGCACUCAACACGGUAGCAUUAUCUAUGAUGAAGAACUUACAACACUGUGUUAACAAUGAAGUCAUGCCAAGGGACAGUAAUGAUAUUGUUCUGUUGGUACGGAUGAUGGCCUUGGGACUAGGAGCCUGGGACAUGAUUGACAGUCAGUUGUUCAGGGAGCCAAAACUGGAUGUGCCAAUAUUCACCAAGUUCCUACCCAACAUUUUGUCUAUGAUGGUAGAUGACCACACCAGGAGUAUUUGUGCACGGAUCCCAGAGGAGCCACAACCAACACUGAAACAGCCAUCUGAGUUGUAUGCCACUUUCAUCAAAGGCAACAGUAUAGCAAGUCUAGUGGCUAUGUACUACACAGCACAGGCAUGCAGAAGUCGUGACAAAUUUGCCUUGUGUCAGAUUCUGCCGACACUUAUCCACUGUGAGAAUGAGCGAGCAUCUGAGGAUACCUUCCUCCACACCAUCAUCUCGUACCUCAUCCCCAUGGCCGAGGACUUCACCCAAGAGGAUAUGUGUGUUGUUGUUUUUGAUGAUUUCAUACUUCCAUCAAUAUCUAAAGAGAACAUGAUGAGACACUUACUGCGACUGUUGUGGCAUAUCCACCACAAGUUACCGCCCGCUCGCCUUGAGGCUCUCAUGCAGGCCACAGCACCAAACAAUGAGCACAGCGAAGCUGUUCACAUGACAUACCAGCAGCUGGCAGAUAAAAUUUCUUCAUACGAGCCAAGUCCUGCAACUCCACAAGAGCAACUAGACUCACCACUAAUGAGUGUUCCUGCUCCAACCCCUGCCCCCUACUGAUCUGGACUCACCACUGACGAGUGUUCCUGCUCCAACUCCUGCCCCCUACUGAUCUAGACUCACCACUGACGAGUGUUCCUGUUCCAACUCCUGCCCCCUACUGAUCUAGACUCACCACUGAGGAGUGUUCCUGCUCCAACCCCUGUCCCCUACUGAUCUAGACUCACCACUGACGAAUGUUCCUGUUCCAACUCCUGCCCCCUACUGAUCUAGACUCACCACUGAAGGGUGUUCCUGCUCCAACCCCUACCCCCUACUGAUCUAGACUCACCACUGACGAGUGUUCCUGCUCCAACCCCUACCCCCUACUGAUCUAGACUUACCACUGAGGAGUGUUUCUGCUCCAACUCCUGUCCCCUACUGAUCUUGACUCACCACUGACAAGUGUUCCUGCUCCAACUCCUGCCCCCUACUGAUCUAGACUCACCACUGAUGAGUGUUCCUGCUCUAACUCCUGCCCCCUACUGAUCUUGACUCGCCACUGACGAGUGUUCCUGCUCUAACUCCUGCCCCCUACUGAUCUGGACUCACCACUGACGAGUGUUCCUGCUCCAACUCCUGCCCCCUACUGAUCUAGACUCACCACUGACGAGUAUUCCUGCUCCAACUCCUGUCCCCUACUGGUCUAGACUCACCACUGACGAGUGUUCCUGUUCCAACUCCUGCCCCCUACUGAUCUAGACUCACCACUGACGAGUAUUCCUGCUCCAACUCCUGUCCCCUACUGGUCUAGACUCACCACUGACGAGUGUUCCUGCUCCAACUCCUGCCCCCUACUGAUCUAGACUCACCACUGACGAGUAUUCCUGCUCCAACUCCUGUCCCCUACUGGUCUAGACUCACCACUGACGAAUGUUCCUGUUCCAACUCCUACCCCCUACUGAUCUAGACUCACCACUAAUGAGUGUACCUGCUCCAACCCCUGCCCCCUACUGAUCUAGACUCACCACUGACGAGUGUUCCUGUUCCAACUCCUACCCCCUACUGAUCUAGACUCACCAC
Messenger RNA from Pecten maximus, 2865 nucleotides. RefSeq names its product negative elongation factor B-like. Gene Ontology annotation, cellular component: nucleus; NELF complex. The coding region runs from base 151 to 1863 and encodes 570 amino acids. The record is from RefSeq and is a predicted model, not a curated record. The transcript has 7 exons. Gene Ontology annotation, biological process: negative regulation of transcription elongation by RNA polymerase II. NCBI's taxonomy places the organism in Eukaryota, Metazoa, Mollusca, Bivalvia, Pectinida, Pectinidae.